This is a messenger RNA of Rhopalosiphum padi (bird cherry-oat aphid), 1949 nucleotides long. Its product is annotated as cytochrome P450 4C1-like. The record is from RefSeq and is a predicted model, not a curated record. The transcript has 13 exons. Gene Ontology annotation, molecular function: heme binding; oxidoreductase activity, acting on paired donors, with incorporation or reduction of molecular oxygen; iron ion binding. NCBI's taxonomy places the organism in Eukaryota, Metazoa, Arthropoda, Insecta, Hemiptera, Aphididae. The coding region runs from base 191 to 1795 and encodes 534 amino acids.
UACGCGUCGAAUUCGACGUGCGCCUGCCCAAUAUACAUGUGACGCGAAUGCAAUAAUAUACAUCAGACUAUUCGCCCUUGGUACAUUGGUAACAUUGUAUAAGAACGAUAAAACAUAUCUUUGGUUUUUAGUUCGCGACGCUUUGCAUCGCAUCGUUCCCGUCGUCGUCGUCGCUACCUAUCCGCACACGAUGUUUGCGCAAAUGAGCAUGGCCAUACACAACGCAGCGCACGCCUUGCCGACGACGACGAAAAGCGAACUGUACGUUUACGCUUCUAUCGUGUUUUUCGUCGUGUUGUGGUGCCGCAUGCGAUGGCAGUACAGACAAUUUUAUCGGCUGGCCGAUAAGAUUAAGGGCCCGCCAACGUACCCGUUAAAAGGAUCGAUUUACGAUCUGCGCACUACCCCCGAAAAGAUUAUGUACAAUUUUAAAGAAUCGGCCGAAAAAUACAACUACGAACCGGUAAAAUUGUGGGUAGGCCCAUUUCUUUUUGUCGGCGUUUAUAAGCCAGAAGAUGUGCAAAUAGUUUUAAACAGUUCUAAAGCCUUAGAAAAAGGCAUUAUUUACCACAUCAUAAGACAUGCGGUGGGCGAAGGUGUAUUUACUGCUCCGAUGGGCAAAUGGAAAAAGCACCGUCGUGUUAUAGCCUCGAUAUUCAGCUCAAAGUUUUUAGAUCAACUGUACCCGAUAUUUAACGAGAACAACAAAAAGCUAGUUGAAAAAAUUUCCAAACACGUGGGCGAGACACAGCCGUUCGACAUUUGGGAUUACAUAAUAUCCUGUAAUCUCAAUAACGUAAGCCAAGCCGCGAUGGGCUACAACCUCAACGAUCAACGGACCUUAUCGGAAUUCGUCUUCGCCAUGAAGAAAGUUUCAGAACUGAGCAAAUGCAUUGUGAAGCCAUGGUUGUACAUCGAUCAGAUUUUCGCGGUUCACACGUACUUGACUGGUUUAAACGUGUAUAUGAGUCAAUUGAACAGGGUCUCGUUACAAAUAAUAAGGGAUAAGAAACUAGAAUUCAAAUCAACAAAAUCGCAACAAUCUACGGGAAAAUCUCACGAAGUCGUUCCGGAAGAAAGUAAUAAGAAUUCGACAAAAGUGUUCUUAGAUAAGUUACUUAAGUUGAAUGACGAAGGUGCUGAUUUUACAGACGAAGAUCUCAAGGAUGAGGUUAUAACAAUGACAGUCGCGGGCAGCGAUACCAGUGCCAUCAGUGAAUGCUUUUGCAUUCUGUUACUAGCUAUGCAUCAAGAUAUCCAGGAUAAAGUUUACGACGAGAUUUACAGUGUCGUAGGAGACAGUGAUCGCGAAGUUGUUCCUGAAGAUAUAUUUAGAUUUAAAUAUUUGGAAAUGGUAUUAAAAGAAAGCCUCAGGCUGUUUCCUCCCGGAGCAAUUUUUUCUAGAAAAAUUAACGAGAACGUAAAGCUCACGAACUUCGAACUGCCGAAGGGCUCCAAUGUGUUCGUGUCACCGUACGUCACACACCGUUGCCCACAGCUGUAUCCCGAUCCCGACACGUUCAAUCCGGAAAACUUCAGUCCCGAGAACGAAGCGAAUCGGCACAAGUUCAGUUUUUUGGCGUUCAGCGGCGGUCCUAGGGGUUGUCUAGGUGUCAAGUACGCUAUGAUCUCCAUGAAGUUAAUGAUGGUGGCGGUCUUGCGCCGUUACAGCGUACACACGGAGUGUAAAAUGUCGGAGAUCGAAAUGCAGAUCGAUUUGCUGGCGAAAAAAGCCAAUGGCUACCCGAUCACAAUCCGGCCUAGAGAGAGAACGCAAGACCGGACUAUUGAUUGAAAAAAAAAACCACCAUACAAAUGUAAUAUUACUAUUAUAGUUUUCACUAAAAAAAAAUAUAAAGAAAAAAAAUCAAGAAAAAAACACGUCAAUUUGUAUUACCUAUUAAUUAUUAUCGUUUCUUGUAAUAUGUAAUUACAACAUUUGUAUGGCA